UUCAUGCUUUUCGAACCACAUCAUGGUCGAAUUUCAAUUAUUUCAACAUGACGUGAAAGUCGACGCUAUUCGACUGCAUGCAGACAAAUCGCCUAUAUCAAUCCAAUUGGGACUGACGCAAGAGCUAUACCAAGCACAGGAAAUUAUGAACAGAUCUAGCCUAGCCACAUGGAGACCCGCUAACAAAGGGCCGUACAGACAUAUACGGAUUCAAGGAAGCCCACAACAAGAACCCCUGAUACUCUGCAAUCUCCAAAUAAAGGGAUACCUUCCCUUAAGGAAACCACACUUCAAGCCUGUCAAGUUCAUCACAAUGUCGAUUCCUCGGAUCGGUACAGUCUCCAAUAUUCAAAGUGCCAUCGCAUGCGCGACAACCUGUACUAGUCAGACCGCACCACCAUGCAUGACCGCCCAGUUCGAUCCGGAAAGGCGUAGCUGCGCUAUGUUCGGAGGAUUUGAACACCGAAAAGACAACAACAACAGAAAUGAGACGAUGGUGUUCCAAUUUGGAGCUCACUUGUUUCAGAACUAAAAAAGUAUUUUUAAAUCUCUAUUCACAAAUGUCCUAUGAAUAAUAUACUACUUUCGAACCUAACUAUUUAAUUUUAAGCAUUAUCAUAAAGAAAGGGGACAUUG
This is a messenger RNA of Dreissena polymorpha, 636 nucleotides long. RefSeq lists its product as uncharacterized. The transcript is spliced from 3 exons. Bases 23 to 532 code for a protein of 169 amino acids. The record is from RefSeq and is a predicted model, not a curated record. NCBI's taxonomy places the organism in Eukaryota, Metazoa, Mollusca, Bivalvia, Myida, Dreissenidae.